Lathyrus sativus (Indian pea) is the source of this 747-nucleotide messenger RNA. The record is from the annotation of a GenBank genome assembly. NCBI's taxonomy places the organism in Eukaryota, Viridiplantae, Streptophyta, Magnoliopsida, Fabales, Fabaceae.
AUGGGGCGGUGGUGGUGGAAAACGGCGGCGUUUGUCGCAAUAGCCGCCUUGUUAUUAAGAUCUUACGGCGGAGAUCUGAUCGGAGUUGGUUGGGACAGAGAAUCGUUGAUGAAAUGGAUGAGUGAUUUAUCUGAUAAAUUAGGGAUUUGGGCGAUUCCUCUAUACAUCUCAGUUCAUACAAUCUCCAUCGCUCUUUGUUUACCUUCCGCUAUUUUUCUCGAAACCGGUGCUUCUCUUCUCUUCGGAUUCUUACCUUCUGUUCUAUGUGUUUUCUCUGCGAAGAUCCUUGCUGCUUCUCUUUCAUUCUCGAUUGGCAGGUUAAUAUUCAGGAAUUCAAGUUCAGCAAUGGACUGGGCUCAAAGAAACAAAUACUUCAAAAUCCUCUCAAAUGGAGUUGCGCGAGAUGGUUGGAAGUUUGUUCUUCUUGCCCGAUUCUCACCCGUGCCUUCCUAUAUUAUUAACUAUACCUUAGCUGCAACUGAAGUUAGGUUCUUUUUGGAUUUUCUUCUUCCCACUGUUGUCGGAUGCCUCCCCAUGAUCUUGCAGAAUACAUCCAUCGGAAGCCUUGCCGGUGCAGCUGUUGCCACAGCAUCUGGCUCUAAGAAAUCUCAAUUUUGGUCUUACUUCUUCCCCAUAGUUGGUAUUUUAUCUAGUGUACUUAUUUCUUUGAGAAUUAAGAAGUAUUCAUCCCAAAUUUCAGUACCCGAAAUCUCUUCCGACGAAGAUAACACCGUAAAGUCAAAAUAG